AUGGGUAAAGAUUUACAAGAAGCUUAGAGUCUUUAUGACCCUAGAAAUUUGAUUCUCACUUAGAAGUACUUAACUUCUGAUUGCUUGUUUGGAUGUUAUAAUCAAAGCGAUUCUACUCCAGAGUAUUACUGCGAAAAUCCAAAUAAAGUAGGAUACUGCUGUCCUAAAUUAAGUUCAGAUCCCGAAUGCACAUAGAACUUAACAGCUAGCAUCUACUGUAGCAAAUUUGCUAAAAUUAUUAACGCUAAGUAUCUUUAUUGCAUUACUUUUGAGAGUGCUUGUACAAUCGAUACCCCCUAUAUCAAUGCUACUGAUGAGAAUAGAACCAUUACUACUACUACUAUUUCAGACAGAGGUUUUAUGUGCUGGUGGGAACUAAGUCUAGACCGUACCGUUUGGAAUUAAAACUUAACUGUUUUCAAUGUCUAUAUCACAGCAGCAAGUAACGUCACUGUUUACGUUGGAUGGGCUCUUGGCCGAGAAAAUUUGACUUCUUUCCCAGGUCUCACUACAAUUAGAAACUAUACUUAUAAUGCAACACAAAAUGUUUACGUAGCGGCUGUGCCAACGAAGGGAAAACUCUUUUACAACUUUUCUAUGACAUUCAAUAUUUAAGGUUCUAAAAUUGAGGAGGAUAUGAGUUUUGAAAAAGCGUUUUGGAGUAAGGCAAUAGGAAUCAUAGCUGGCGUUGGAGUAUCAUUAGUUGCUGGAAUAGGUGGAUGGUUAUAUUACCAAAAGUAUGGCACUAGUCAUUGCAAAAAGAAACCAAGGGAUCCAAAUGCAUAAAAGCAAGUUAAGGUUCCUUAGGAGCAGUAAGAGAUGAGAGUUCCUUAGGAUAGAAAGCAGUUUAAGAAAGUCUCUUAAGAGUAGGAAUCUGAAAUGGUGGAGGAUGAAGAUGAGGAGGAGCCACAAGAAUUAGAAGAUUAUGAUGAACCUUAAUAGACUAGACAGCCUAGACAAGCGCCUGAAUAUGAAGGUUAAAAUAAUGGAUUACUGCAUAAUGCCUAUUAUCAAAACCAAUUAAUUAUCUAGAAUCUCAAAAACUAACUAUAUAGUUGA
Messenger RNA from Stylonychia lemnae, 1059 nucleotides. NCBI's taxonomy places the organism in Eukaryota, Ciliophora, Spirotrichea, Sporadotrichida, Oxytrichidae. The record is from the annotation of a GenBank genome assembly.